AUGGUCGCUAUCAAGCAGCUUUCCGCCAUUCCAAUCGUUCUGGCUCUGUCUAGUGCCGUUGUUGCUUCUGAUGUUUCGGGCGACAUUGUGGCCCGCGACGAAAACGUCGACCUCGGGGUCCGCGUUAACAAUGGAGGCGACAUCGCCCCUGAUCUGGAAGCUCGAGGUGCCGGCAUGAGCAAGCCCAAGACCGAAAAGCCAAAGCCUAAGAUCUCCAACCCCAAGCUCAUUGGCGGUACCAACCCUAUUGCCAUGAACGGAAAUGCCUUGAAGCCAGCCAACCACCGGUCUUCAACGGUCAGCACAACCUCGAGCAACGGCGACCCUUUUUACCUCGAGAAGUACGUCAAGAAGGGUAAGAGGGACGAGGAGAUCUACGAGCGUGACGAGGACGAUCUCUUUGAACGCGACGAGGACGAGGAGCUGUUCGAGCGUGAUUUCGAAGAUGACCUCUAUGAGCGUGAUUUCAUGGAUGAGCUUUACGAACGCUAUUUCGAGGAUGACCUCUAUGAGCGCGACUUCGACGACGAGCUAUUCGAGCGUGAGUUCGAGGACGAGCUCUACGCUCGCGGCGCUGGCAUGAGCAAGCCAAAGACUGAGAAGCCCAAGCCCAAGAUUUCAAAACCAACCCUCAUCGGAGGCACUCAUCCCAUCGCCAUGUCUGGCGGUGGUAAGAGCAGCGGAAACCGCGCUUCCAAGGCCAGUUCCACUUCCAGCCACGGAGACCCCUUUUACCUUGAGAAGUAUGUCAAGAAGGGCAAGAGAGGUCUAGGAGCUCGCGGUGCCGGCAUGAGCAAGCCCAAGACCGAGAAGCCCAAGCCUAAGAUCUCCAACCCCAAGCUCAUUGGAGGUACACAUCCCGUUACUAUGUCUGGCGGUGGUAAGAGUAGCGGGAACCGUGCCUCCAAGGCCAGUUCCACUUCCAGCCACGGAGACCCCUUCUAUCUCGAGAAAUAUGUCAAGAAGGGCAAGAGAGGUCUAGGAGCUCGCGGUGCCGGUAUGAGCAAGCCCAAGACCGAGAAGCCCAAGCCUAAGAUCUCCAACCCCAAGCUCAUUGGAGGUACACAUCCCAUUACUAUGUCUGGCGGUGGUAAGAGCAGUGGGAACCGUGCUUCCAAGGCUAGUUCAACCUCCAGCCACGGAGACCCAUUCUAUCUCGAGAAGUAUGUCAAGAAGGGCAAGAGAUUUUACUAG
Molecule: messenger RNA, 1194 nt
Organism: Clonostachys rhizophaga
Lineage: Eukaryota; Fungi; Ascomycota; Sordariomycetes; Hypocreales; Bionectriaceae
Source: the annotation of a GenBank genome assembly